Lathyrus sativus (Indian pea) is the source of this 1086-nucleotide messenger RNA. The record is from the annotation of a GenBank genome assembly. Lineage: Eukaryota; Viridiplantae; Streptophyta; Magnoliopsida; Fabales; Fabaceae.
AUGUUGUCGAGUGGAGGAGUUCCUGUGUUUAACCUUGCUCCUAAUCUAACCGUUUCAAGACUGUGUUUGGGAACAAUGACAUUUGGGGAACAGAACACGUUGAUUGAGUCGUUUCAUCUUCUCGAUGAAGCUUUUCGUGCUGGAAUCAACUUCUUCGACUCCGCUGAAAUGUAUCCAGUGCCUCAACGUGCUGAGACUUGUGGAUUGAGUGAGGAGUAUCUUGGCCGUUGGAUUAAACACCGAAAUAUCCCCAGGGACCGUCUCGUUAUUGCAACUAAGGUUGCUGGGCCAUCUGGACAGAUGACUUGGAUUAGAGAUGGUCCCAAAUCUUUGAAUGCCACCAAUAUCAUUCAAGCUAUAGAUAAUAGUCUGUUGAGGAUGCAAUUGGAUUAUAUUGAUCUUUAUCAAAUUCAUUGGCCUGAUCGUUAUGUUCCAAUGUUUGGAGAAACCGAAUACGAUCCAGAUCGACAAUACUCUUCAAUUAGUAUAGAUGAACAACUUGAAGCUCUUAGCAAAGCGGUGAAAGCUGGGAAGAUCAGAUACAUUGGACUUAGUAAUGAGACACCAUAUGGCUUGAUGAAGUUUAUUCAGGUUGCACAAAAAUUCGAUUCCUACCUAAAGAUAGUUUCUUUGCAGAAUUCCUAUAGCCUGCUUUGUCGAACUUUUGAUUCUGCAAUGGCUGAAUGCUGCCAUCACGAGAGUAUUGGCUUGUUGGCGUACAGUCCUCUGGCAAUGGGUAUUCUUUCAGGCAAAUAUCUUUCCCCUGGUAAUGGUCCUCCAGAUGCUAGGUUAAAUCUCUUUAAAGGAAAGUAUUCAGAAGGAGAAUCCAGAUACAGCUUAUCCAAUAAAGCUAUACAUGCAGCUACUAGGGAAUACCUUGAUGUUGCAAAAACAUAUGGUCUUCAUCCUGUAUCUCUUGCUAUAGCUUUUGUUUUGCGACACCCUCUUGUUGCUAGUGUUGUUUUUGGGGCUACCAGAUCAUGGCAGCUCCAGGAGGUUCUAAAUGCAUGCAAGAUCAAGCUCACGUCUGAAGUCAUUGAAGAAAUUAACAAGAUUCAUUCAAGGUUUCCAAAUCCAUGUCCCUGA